Molecule: messenger RNA, 1437 nt
Organism: Diuraphis noxia (Russian wheat aphid)
Lineage: Eukaryota; Metazoa; Arthropoda; Insecta; Hemiptera; Aphididae
Source: RefSeq, a predicted model, not a curated record
GCGAUGGUUAAACGCAAAUCAAAGUGGUUUUUAAUAAGUUACCUAAAAAAUAACAGUUUGAAGUCCGGCAAAUGCGUGUUGUGGCCAGUCGUAUAGAUCUCCAACAGUCGUCACGUCAACAUGGCGCGCCGUCUAGACACCGUGCAGUUUUUGGCUGUCAUCGUGAUUGUUGUUCAACAUUUGAUUCAUUUGGUCGAAUGCGAAAACAAAAGGAUCGUAAUUUUCAUGCCUAGUCGGAUCAAAACAGUGCACCAUCACCAUCACCACGUGGUGCUGAUGGAUCCAAAGACGAAAACGAUGACACACACAAAACCGUACUCGGGUAAGUCGUCGUCGUCGUCGAUCACGUCCUCGUCUGCCGAGGUAGACUACCAACAGCAACGAGACCGCCAUCGUCUUUAUCAACUCCAACGACAGCAGCAACAGCAGCAAGAAUCUGAGGAAGCUGAAAGUCAUCCUUUGUCAUAUUUUCAACAGCGGACGACUGUAAGGACCAGAGACCCGAACACCGUCCAGUAUCCGGUAUCGCAACUGCAACCUGCAGUGAUGCACUUGCAGCCGUUGCAAAGGUAUCCAAAUUGGCCACCUAGGCAGAAGAGGUCCAAAGUCAUAGCCAGACUGGUACACACCCAUGAUAAUUAAACCCGCUUGGCCGUAUUCAAAGUCGWAUUUAUUUUCUGYGAACACUAUCCGUUACAUUUAAUGCACAGCGACRUCUGCUGCAUUUAAUUUCAAAUUGUUAUGGUCAUUCGCCAUGGUAUUAUAACAACAUUAUUAUAUUAUCCCUUCAGUGUACAUGUWGGUAAGGUAUAGCGUGGGGCUUCUAUUCCGAACUCUGUAAUGUCUGUCUCCACAACAUCAAAUCUUCAAGGCACUUAUAUAUAUACGUGUAUGGGUACCAUUCCAUUUAUCACUUCACGUCGAAAAACGUGUUAUAAGUAUACGUAAACUGAUUUCUGGAAAUAUCAGACAGAACAUCAGGCCAUCGGGUACCUAUUAUAAUAACAUUGUAUUUAUUCGAGGUGAUACCAUGGCAUAUCAUAUUAAUACCAACGUUCAUAAAUAUGCAUAGCUACUAUUAUAUUAUAAUACAAAAGUUUAAUCAUAUUGUAGUAGUAAUAGUACAUAAAUAACGAUAUAAUAAUAUAUAGCUCAUUUAGUUAAUAUGAGUCAUCAAUGAUAAUGAUAUUUUUAAAUUUAAAUUAAAUUCUUUAUGUCCUUYAUUAUGUUGUCUAUCAACUUUUACAUAUUUUAAUAAUUUUUAAACGGGUAUUAUAGAUAUAGAAAUAUUCAAUGUAAAUUUAUUAAAAACUACACAGUGUUAAACUAUAGGUACGUCUUAUUCGCUAUACACGAUAAACUUAAUAGUUCUAGACGUUCUAGUACCUACCUAAUAUUAUAUUAUACCUAGUAUAAGAAUAAGAAAUUAUAUUUAAA